Messenger RNA from Hyposmocoma kahamanoa, 795 nucleotides. It is a transcript of the gene Hyls1, whose product is annotated as hydrolethalus syndrome protein 1 homolog. The record is from RefSeq and is a predicted model, not a curated record. The coding region runs from base 24 to 707 and encodes 227 amino acids. Gene Ontology annotation, cellular component: centriole; non-motile cilium. Lineage: Eukaryota; Metazoa; Arthropoda; Insecta; Lepidoptera; Cosmopterigidae. Gene Ontology annotation, biological process: cilium assembly. The transcript is spliced from 5 exons.
AAUCGUGCGAUGUUUUCUUCGACAUGGAUGAUGAAUAUUACCGUUUAACUUCUGAACUGGACGCUAGAGAAAUAUUAAGAUAUUUAAACAAUUUGGGCAUUCAUAAUAUUAGUGGAGAAGUUCUAAAGUAUUUCAUCACAGAUCUAAAGAAGCUUAUUAAGUACGAUAUAGCAAAGAGGUACAAGAAAGAUACUGAAGAAUAUGAAUCUCAAGGUGUUGAAAGAUUGCAUAGCGCGAGUACAUUUUGUUCACGAUUACGAUCAAUAAGUAGCAGUAACACUAUUCCACAAUGUUCUAAACAAUGCCAGAAGGGAAGGCAGCCUUUAAAAAUGAGGAAUGUACAUUCUGCACCAGUAUUAGGACAGCAAACAAAGACUCAAGAGGAAAAGUUGCCAAGGCGAGCAUGCUCUUGUAUUAGGGAAGAGAAAAAAGCUGAAAAAAUACCUAAAGAAACCAAGGAAACUAUCCAUUCCAAUACUAACUUGAUAAAAGUACCAAAACAGCCAGUAAAAAAGAAAUGUGACCCAGUGUCACUGUACCACUACUACACAUCAUUAUGGGAUAAAUACAAAUCAAAUGUACCAGGAGAAAAUGACUGGGCAGAGCUCAGAUGGAGUAUACGACAAAGAAUGGCUGGUAGUACAGCAUCUACAGGCAAUAAGGGCUCGGAACAAAGGCUUCGGGGAAAAGGUGAUUUAAAGAAAUGACAAUCAAUUUAUUGGAGAUUGUUAUGGACAUAAUCUUCAAAGAGAAAACAUGUUGCUUAUGUUAAUUUUGAAAUAAAAACAUUGACUU